UUUCGUUCGCUCGAGUAUUGGCUUGGCUAGAAUCGAAGGCUCGUUGAGAUUCUAAGUGAACGAGCUUUGCAUGCUUUUCACCAGCAAAUGAUACAUCGGCCCUCUUACGCGCUCGCACAAUGAAGAUUUGUUCGGCGAUUCAUUCUGUCUGUUACAAGAUCCCGAGCAUCGUCAUCGCAUCGAUGAAGAGUCGAAUUGUUGCUUGUAAUUCGAUGGAAAUGAAACAAUUGGAGAACAAAGUCGAAUGAAUCGAUCGAGAAAUUACAUUUGUCAACGCUAGGAUAUCAUCGAGUAACAACGAGCGAUUCGUGCUCGAAUGUUACAAACAUUCGACGCACGCAUCGUGUGUUUCGUUUCCAACUUCUCUAGCUUUUGCCACAACUUCCCCCUAGCGAUAUUUCCCUACCUAAAAUCGUGCACUCUCUGCGAAAUAUUAACGUUCGCACUUAAACCUAAACGGCUAUGAGAUACACAGAGGACACACGGAUAAGUGAUUCACCUGAUUUUACGUCUCUCUUUAACCCAUUGCGCUGGCAACUGGUUCGCGGACCUUAACGAGUGACCGAACCGUGUAUUAUUAAGAAGUAAUAAAGCUCACCAUUUGUUUUCGCCUGGGUUAACAUUUAAUUAUACUUAAAACCGAGAGAAUGUUGCAAUUCGGAAAGAAGAAAUUCUCGACGUGCGUCAUCAUUCCGCAUUUCCCUACCUAAAAUCGUGCACUCUCUGCGAAAUAUUAACGUUCGCACUUAAACCUAAACGGCUAUGAGAUACGCAGAGGACACGCGGAUGAGUGAUUCACCUGAUUUUACGUCUCUCUUUAACCCAUUGCGCUGGCAACUGGUUCGCGGACCUUAACGAGUGACCGAACCGUGUAUUAUUAAGAAGUAAUAAAGCUCACCAUUUGUUUUCGCCUGGGUUAACAUUUAAUUAUACUUAAAACCGAGAGAAUGUUGCAAUUCGGGACAAAAGAAAUUCUCGACGUGCGUCAUCAUUCCAGCGCAAGAGGUUAAAUUGAUAAAAACGCCGUUGAUCGAACUUCAGCGCAAAUCGAUGACUACUAUUCUUUCACCUCGACUCGUCGCUGCUGCUUCCCUAGAUUUUUCUGCCUCGCGGUUACAACUGUGGCUUCUCGUAUUGUUCGCGACCGCGUACAAAACGUCUAGCGAGUUUGACGCUUGAAAAAAAGAGAAAGUCGUGGGGAGAAGGUGGCUGCGAGUUUGCAAAAUGCCUCGGUGAUUCUCGCGCGGUUGAUCGUCUCCAACAUUGACCGAGAGGGGCGGAGGGAGAGACCGGGGAUGGUGAUUGGAUCGGCGCCAAAUGUCGUCGGUAAAAUUAAUCGUUCCCUGACACGAAUUCCUCUCUAAGUGGGAAUAUCAAUUUGCGGGCAUGGAACGACGAUCGGAAGUAGUAGCGCGCGCGCGACGUCGUUGACAACUGGUCGAUGGGUGUACGGUGGAAAUGACGACGAAUAGAAAAAUCGAAAUUUUGGCAAACGAUGGAAGUACGGUCACCGUUUUAGCGGCAAGUUGGAAAGAGAAAUCACGUUCGGCGUUCGUUCUUCGUAAGAGGAUCAAAGGAAGAUUCGUCCGAAGGGCCGUCUAAUCGAGCGGGAUCGGUUAUCGAGAAAAAUACCACGCGGAAAUAUAAAGGAGAAGAGCGAUCGUUCGAUGCGACAUGUGUGAUAAAGGGACGUAAAAGCACCGAUCGACGACGACGACGACAACGACGAGCAACGGGCAACAGCAGACGAUACACCGAGGAAGAGAAGUGGCACCGGGCGAUUACUAUCGAAACCGCCGGUGUCUUUGAAACAACAGAAGACAAGAAGAAGAAAAAUACGGAAGAAGAAAAAGAAGAGUAGGAGAAUGGAGUAGGUGAUGACGUGGAGAAGCCUGAGAGAAGAGAAAGAGAGAAAAAGGAAAAAAACAUCCAAAGAAGCAUAGAGAAUUUGACUGAAAAGAAGAUAGGCUCGCUUUCCAUGACGAGAUAGAAAUUGGUAAUUGGCAAGGCAGAAAGGGGUGGGAAGAAAGAGAGAAGCGUGGAAACAGCGGAGGGAUCGGGUGGCGGAUAUAUCGAAAGUAUAUCGGGAAUAUCGGUGUGGAGGGCAGCCGCGAGACGAUAAGUGAUGUGUUCGAUGAACGUGGCGCGUCUCGCGGGUGGUGGUCGGGGUAAAACUGACGCGUGUUGCGCGUGGUGCCAUUAUUUGGAAUCGGUGAGAACAGGCGGGCAGUUGGUGAUCAGGCUGGCGGGCACCGGGGAAACGUUUCAAAGGGCAUGGCGACCACGCCACUAGGCGGUCGCCUCCCUAACGUAAACCGCAAAGGACCAUCUCCGUUCAUCGGUGGUGGUGGUGGUGGCAACAACAUAAAUUACGGCAUCGGUAACGGCAACAGUAACAGCAGCGGCAAUCACGUUAUCAAGAAUAAUCACCACGGUAGUAACAACAACGGUGGUGGGAACAACAACAACAACAACAACAACAUCAGCAAUAAUAAUAAUAACAAUAAUUACAGCCGUAACAACAACAACAACAACAACAGCAGCAGCAGCAGCAGCAACAACAACGGCAACCACUUCAGUCAUCGUAGCGCCAGCCACGAUAACAGUGGGAACCACGUGGACAGCAGCCACGGGAAAAGCGGUUGUACGAUCGAGUGUGGAACCAACAACAACGGCGGACACCACAACGGUGGCAACGGCGCUACUGGCAUCGGCGGCGGCAAACACAACGGCGGACAUAUCGUCGGUGGUAACGCCGGUGGUGGAGGUGGAGGUGGAGGCGGAGGAGGAGGAGGAGGAGGGGGAGGGGGUGGAGGAGGAGGAGGCGGCGGAGGCGUUGGUGGCCACUCGUCGAGAAAGCAGGAACGCGGGCUAGCAAGAAAAGAUCACCGACAUCACCAUCAUCAUCACCAUCAUCAUCACCAUCAUCAUCACCAUCAUCAUCAUCACCAUCAAGGUCGAGAGAGAUCGUCGUCGUCGUCGUCGUCGUCGUCGUCAUCGGGACAACAGCGCGAGUCUAAAGCAAGCACGGUGGCUGCAAACACCGAUGAGCUGGAUCCGGCCGCGACGAAUGCGACCAACAACUUCGAGUACGACGACAACGAAUGGGACAUCGGAAUAGGAGAUUUGAUAAUCGACCUUGAUGCGGACAUUGAGAAGACGAGGGACGAGAAAUUGAGCUCAGGGACAGGCAUGGCUUCUACGCCUGCCUCGGCAGCAUCAGCAUCGAAUACCACGAAUCACCAUCAUCAUCAUCAUCAUCACCAAUUGCAAAGCACAGCGAACGGCUUAAGUUCGUCGAAUUUGAUCGUAGCCACGACAGCAAGCCCAAACGGUUGCGGCCAAUCGUCAAACUCGUCGUCGUCGUCGUCGUCGUCUUCUUCUUCGACUUCUUCUGUUUCUUCUUCGUCGUCGUUAUCCUCGUCAUUAUCGUCGUCGUCGUCGUCGUCGUCGUCGUCGUCGUCGUCGUCGUCGUCUUCGUCACCCUCGUGUUCGUCCUCGUCGACCGUGUCGUCGUCCACAUUGUCAUCCGUGAGCUCGGCCUGCGUGUUAAACUCAACUGGACGAUCGAACAGUCCCGCGAACGGGAACGGAAGCAUCGUGAAUAACGUCGGUAGCAACGGUACUGGAAACGCGAACGGUUCCUCGGCGAUCGUCGUGGGCACCGUUGGUGGUAAACAGAGUAACGCCGUGGUGGUAGGUAGUAGCGUUAACGUCGCGCACGGGAAUCCUGGUAAUCCGGGCAAAAUGGCCGUUGAACAUUCGGCCACCGUCGACAAAGGACUGAAAAUGAAGAUCAAACGUACGAAACCGGGCACGAAGAGCAGCGAGGCGAAACACGAGAUCGUCAAAUCGAACGAGAUCAAUGGAACGAUGUCGUCGCAGGAUAGUGGAAACGGUGGCGCCGGUUCCCUAUCCUCGAGUGGUUCGUCGGUGUCGGAUCGGUCGGGAAGCACGAGUUCCUCGUCGUCGAUCGGCUCGGCUUCGGUUGUCGGUCAGAACGCUCAAAACUCGGACUGCACUGCGAGUGGAACCGGUGGAACUGGAACCGGGUCCAGCGUUGGUGGAGGUGUUGGUGUCGGUGUCGGUGUCGGUGUCGGUGGCAAUAGUGGUGGUGGUAGUUGUAGCGGCGGUGGCGGUGCCGGGGGCGGCAGUGGUGCCGGUGUUGGUAACAGCAGUGCUGGCGGCUGUGGUGUCGGUGCCGGCGGAACUGGUAGCGUCACCGGGCCCGGAUCCGGCGGCGGAAGUACAGGCAGUGGUAGUGGAGGUGUCGGCGGUGGCAGUGGUACUGGUGGUCAGUCGUCAUCGUCCUCGUCGUCGUCGUCAUCGUCUUCGUCGUCUAACAAAUCAAAACCAAGUCAUUCCGGUGGUUCAGCAAGUGGAACUGGUAGCACGUCUUCUUCGACAGCUGGCUCGAAGAGAGGAUCGAGCGGACAUCGUCGGGAUAAGGCGCGAGACAAGCACGAGAAGCCACAGAGUAAUCACUCGGUCAGCCAGCAAAGCAAGUCAGAGAUGAAUGGGACCGCGAGACUAGGAGGGGGCGGCGGCGGUGGUGGAGGUGGUGGAUCCAGUGGAGGCAGCAGCGGUGGUGGUGGUAGCGGUGGUAGCGGUGGACAGGGUCAGACGUCGAACGGACCAGGGUCGGGUCCUGUGCCAGGACCAGGAUUAGGCGCCAGUGUCGGGGUUGGAGCUGGAACCACCGGAGCUGGGGCGGUCGCGCAAUCUCAGGGACCGCCGGCAGCCGCGACCGCCCCGCAGCAAAAUCAGGGACCGCCGCCGAGCUCACGGACUGGAUUUUCGGUGUCGCAGGGGCCUGGUCCACCGACCAGCUCCGUUGCAGCGCCAUGUCCACCGCCGAGUCCAGCUAGCGCGACCGCUGCUGGCCCAGCUGCUAAACCAGAACAGACCAAACUCGCCUCGGUGCCCGGUAGCGGGCCUCCGAUUACCACAACGCCCGACGAUGCUAUGGAUAGCGCGGCCAGCCCUCCACCUCCGAAGAAAAUGAAGACCUCCGCUUCCGAACCAAAGGACAUGUCCGACGUGUGCGUCGGUACCAGCGUGGGGACUAUCACCGAGCCGGAAUGUUUGGGACCGUGCGAGCCUGGGACGUCGGUGACUCUCGAGGGCAUAGUUUGGCACGAAACGGAAGGAGGUGUACUGGUGGUGAACGUAACAUGGCGGGGGAAAACGUACGUGGGUACGUUGCUGGACUGCACGCGUCACGAUUGGGCGCCGCCGAGAUUCUGCGACUCUCCGACCAGCGAUCUCGACGCAAGAACACCGAAGGGUCGAGGCAAGAGGGGAAGAGCUGCGGCAAACGCAACACCGGGCAACGAUCUGAGCAACUUCACGGAAACGAGGAGUUCGGUGCACAGUAAACUGCGAAACGGUGGUGCGAAAGGUCGUCGCGGUGCGCAAGGUUCGCCAGCAGCGAGUCCGAGUCCUGCCGCGUUCGUACCACCACGACCGGAUCCAGCGGCGAAGAGGAAAUCCCGGGGUCCAGAGGAAGAGGACAAGAACAAGAGGCGAGCUCCUCCUCCUACGCCGCCGAGUGGCUCGCCACCGGCCAGUCCAGUGUUACUUGAAUGCCCAGAACCGAACUGUAGUAAAAAGUACAAACACAUAAACGGGCUCAAGUAUCAUCAGAGUCACGCGCAUGGCUCGGCGGACGAUGACGACACGAAGGAAGGCAUCACCAGUAUGUCCGAGAACGACGAGAGCAAUAUCGAGGCUCCGAGUCCGGCAACGCCAGUCAAAUCGCCAGCAGACAAGCCUGAUGGAACGCCACUCCGGCCGGCUAGUCCUCCGACGGCCGGCUUACCUCCCGAAACGCCGCCUCCUCCAACCCGUGUCACCUCCCCGAGUAUAGAGACAUCGCCCGUGCUCGCGUCGGAAAGUAGCAAGAGCAUCGUGAAGCCGGGUGUGCUGAGAUUUGGCCAGGAAGACUUGCCAGCGCCAUCGUCGACGAUACCAACCUCGGCGAGGCAGCAGCAACAACAACAGGCCGCGCAACAGCAGCAACACCAGCAGCAGCAGCAACAACAGCAGCAGCAGCAGCAGCAGUCGAACCAACUGGGUGGCUCGAACUCGCCUCCUAGUCCGAGUCCUCGAACUAGUCAGUCGCCGAGAUCGGUACCUUCGCCUCACCCGAGUGCAAACAUUCCGGCUCCAUUGAAUAUUCCUCAGCCGCCACAGCCGUCCCAAUUGUCGCAGCACUCGCAACAAACGAAUCCCCUUCUACAACCGAGUCAACAGUCGUUGCAGCCUGGCCAACCGGGACCGCCGCCUCCGCCACAAUCCAAUCAACAAUUGCAGUCGUCUAUUCAACAACAGCAGCAACAACAACAGCAACAGCAGCUGCCACCUGCUCACCAAUUGUCCGUGCAGCAUUCGUUGUCGGCGCAACUCGGUCAGCCAACGCAGGCUCACGUGGUGCAACAGGCUGGAUUGCAACAACAGCAACAACAGUCGCAGCCGAGCGGAUUGCAAGGUAUCGCGAGCCAACAUCCGGCCCUUCAAGGUCUCUCUAGCCAAGUGUCGCAGCAAGCGGCAGGCUUACAAGCGUCAGUCUCGCAACCCGGCCACCCAGGACAGAGCGUGCAAGCGCACUUGCAACCUUAUCAGAGCGUGUCGUUGCACGCGAAGAUGCCACAGUUCAAAGUUAAGCCUACUGCGGCUCUGAUGCCCGACCAGGACAAAAACAAGGAUCCGAGGACGUCGUCGAAACCUCAGGGAUACAAGAAGAAGUCGAGAAAGUCGCCGGGCGGCAGCCCACACCCAUCGCCGUUGGAACCGCCGAUUGUCGACGCGGCACGAGAAGACGUGCAAAGCCCGGCCUACUCGGACAUCUCCGACGACGCUGCGCCGGUGCUCGAAGCGGAGCCGGCCGACAAAUCGAAACAGAGCCAGGAGAAGGACGGAAAGGCAGCGACGACCGCGCAUCUACCGGCUCAUUUCAACAUGUAUCCGUACUAUGGCCAACCCCCUUACCUCGUGCCGAGCGUUCCUGAGAGCAAACCGGUCGAUCAAAAGCCGAGCGAUCUCACUCCGAAGCAAGAAAUGAAGCCGCUCAACAUACCGCAGAUGCCGACGCUGGCCAGCCUACAGAGCGUCGUAGCGGAGAAGGAAAAGAAGGAAUUGAGCCAGUCGGUGCCACAACCGCAGCCUCAACAGCCCCACUAUUACGGUGGCUAUGGCGGUUACAUGCCGCCCGGUUAUCCGUAUCAGCCGCCGCAGCCUAUGUCGCAGCAACAACAGCAGCAGCAGCAGCAACAGCAGCAGCAGGCGCAAGAGCAAGAGAUGCACGAGCAGAAGGCAAAGAUCAAGCAGGAGCCGCAGUCGCAGCAGCAGCAACAGCAGCAGCCUAGCUUGAAGGACAAGCAGCACGAGAACCAUCAGAUACUGAAGGAGAGUAUCGAGAUGAAGAGUCAAAUGAGUCCUUAUCACGUGUAUCAUAGCGGGCAGAGUCAAAGAGCGCCUCCACCGCCUCCACCUGGUCCGAUGCAGGACGACCGAAGGUAUUACCUGUACCCGGGCGAUCAGAGGCGAAAGGAAGAAGCGAGCAAACAGAGUCAACAGGCGAAACCACCACCACCGAGUCCGAAGCAUCAACCGAAGCAGGAGAAGCCGCAGGACUUGGGGAAGAACGACGACUCGAAGAGCAAGCAGGAGGGCGUGAAGCCGACGAUGGAAACGCAAGGACCACCGCCACCGCCCACCUCGCAAUACGCCUACAUUCACCCGGGUUACAUGCAACCGCAACAUUACAGCGCGUUGCCUUUCGAUCCUGGUCAUCCUAUGUAUCGCGGGCUCAGCCCGAUGUUGGUUCCUGGACCGUAUUCCGGCAAUCCGUACCUCCAUCAACUGCCGAGGUAUCACGCACCGGAGGAUCUCAGCAGACCGCCUGGCGGCAAAGCCCUCGACUUACUUCAACACCAUGCCAAUCAGUAUUACUCGGCGCACAAGAUACACGAGCUUCAGGAGCGUGCGCUCAAGUCGCCUACGCCGAAAACGUCCGCGGCAUCGGCCAGCCCUUCGUCAGCAGGGCCGACACCCUCGCGGCCACCAAGCGGGCCGCCCAGCUCGGUAGCAGGACCAGGUCCACCGCAGUCGCAGGCUCAACAACCCCAGACCAAGCAGCAGAGUCAAUCGGCGGGGCAACAGUCUCAGCAGCAACAGCCACCACCGGUCGACGCCAGCGCCGGAACUUUGACCAAGGACAAUAGAUCACCUCCGCCUCAGCGGCACGUGCACACGCAUCAUCACACGCACGUCGGCCUAGGCUAUCCCCUAUUGACUGGACAAUAUCCUGCCCCUUACGGAGCGGCGAUGCUGGCGAGUCAGCAGGCCGCCGCGGUAGCCGCAUCGGUGAUCUCGCCAUUCCCGCCCAAGUGACCCGCGGCCCCCGGUCCCGUACUAGCUGCCGGAACAACCGGACCCACCUCCGCACAAACUCAUCACACGUCUCAUCAUCCACCGCCGGUUAGCGGCGCAACCGCCGCUGGACAUCCGCACUCUGCUACCGCUGGCAGGCAACCUUAGGAUCGUCUCGGGAAUACCGCUAAUUCGGCACUGCUACCUCUUCUUCGUUAACGCGACCAGCGAGAGAAAGUGAGAGAGAGAGAGAGAGAGAGAGAGAGAGAGAGAGAGAGAAAGAGAGACUCCUUCAACAGCAGCAGCACGUCAUCCAGUUAAGGCCUGUCGUCUCCGGUUGUCAUCGUUAUCGUCCAUCGUCUAAGAAAUAUCGUCAUCGAAAGGAUCUUCCGAACUCGAUCUCCGACGAGAUUCAGUGAUCGGUGGAUACACGGUGAUCGCUUGCCGCAGACGGUGACGGUGACGCUGACCGGCGACGCUAUCUGAACACACACUGUCCAACCGCCUUCUCUUUGUCUUCGUUUUCUUCGUUCCUCGCGGAAAAGCGCGCACGCCUUCCGAACUGUCGUCGUUCCAUUUCCAAGGGAAAGUACUGCUACCACACACGAUCCAUCGAAUCCAAUUCCUGGUGGUGCUGACUAGUUAUAGAAAACAGAUAUUGAAUCAAACAAUCUGAAACUAAUUAGCUUUGAAACUGAAAAUUGCAGCCUUCUCCGAUUUCCUUCGCCGACAACGUUCCGUAGCGCGAAUGUUACGUAUCUUAUUAUAAUACGUGUAAGAAACGACCUUACGUUUUCCCGGGGCUUCUCGCAAUUUUAUGCGAAGGAUCGAUCCUAAUCUGUAGAGCGUCGACGCACAAUUCACGUGAAAUUCAAACGAAAUCGCUUCUCGAAGACACGGUCGAAAACGAACGAGAUGAAAACAGUCCCUAAUACACGCAUACACACCCAUGUUCUUCCAUUCGAAGCGUGAAAACAAAGAUUUUCCAGAUUUUUAUACGAGUUUCUUAUUUGCUCUGACCUUUUCUUGGACACUGUCAACGGCGACGGCGACGGCGACGACGACAACGACGAUGCGAGUGGAACAACGUGCAGGAAACACAAAAAAGUAUCACGAAUCCAACCUUCGACCCCUGGAUGCUUUCCGCUCGUAACUCGCCGUGGGAUUUUAACCGGUGGUCAAAAGAACGAUACAUACGUGUGAAAAAAGAUUCAACGUAUCAUUGUACCUGGUUCGAAACGCGAAUAAAACCAAAUUUCCCGAUCGAUCUUAAGAUAUAGUGGAGAAACCAGUUGCCGCAAAGAUCGACGAGCAACGGAAAAAUAAAAUACUACGAGGAGACUGGAAAGAAGAGAAAGAGAGAGAGAGAGAGUGUGUGUGUAUGUAUGUAUGUGUGUGUGUGUGAGAAAGAGGGAAGUGUGCGCGCAGUGAGAUCUCGUUGCGUUAGACUGAAAACGGUCGCAAAAUUAAAUACUGGUAUCCUACGCGUAAAAAAAAAAAAAGAAAGAAAGGACGAAAGAAGUUGCUACGGCCGUACCGCGUAUCAAUUGCCCGAUUUUUCUCCGAUGCAAGAGACUGUGUGCCUCGAAUUGCGUUGAUUCGCGUUCGGAGGCGACAAUUUAUAUUGCACUUGUAGUGACGUAGAGAUGCGAAUGUGCGAGAAUGAAAGAAAAAAAAAAAAGCGGAAGAAACUGAAACGGACUUUGUUGUUUCUACGCGUCUGCUGCGUGCGUCGCGGUGUUCUUUCCGUAAAACUCGUUGUGUAUAAAUUGCGUACGUGCGAAUGAGUUCGAUCUGAGAACUUUGUCUAUAACAGUGAAAUUAUAGAUCGUUGUAUUUUAUUGUAAAAAAAAAAAAAAAAGAGAAAAAUGAACAAGGCAGAAGAUUCCUUCUACCGCAGACUCGACAUUUUUUUAGAGAAAUUAUGUGACCCGCGAAUGACACAAAUGUUUUUUUAAACGAUUUGAUUACUUUACCGUUAUAUAAAAUGUGCGUGAACCUGUCGGUUAUACGAUAUCAAAUAAAUACGAACGAAAAAGGACACGUGUCGGAUAAGGGGAGUAUAAGCGUAAAAACAAAAAAACAAAAAAAUCA
Messenger RNA from Frieseomelitta varia, 10467 nucleotides. Its product is annotated as zinc finger protein 608-like. NCBI's taxonomy places the organism in Eukaryota, Metazoa, Arthropoda, Insecta, Hymenoptera, Apidae. The record is from RefSeq and is a predicted model, not a curated record. The transcript has 5 exons. The coding region runs from base 2275 to 8394 and encodes 2039 amino acids. Gene Ontology annotation, cellular component: nucleus. Gene Ontology annotation, biological process: regulation of transcription by RNA polymerase II.